AUCACAUCAACAGCGACACUUCUGAAUCUUCACGAAACAAACAUUCAGUAUGACAGCCAAUAUCACCACUCCUAUCCCCACUCUUCGCCGUAUCGUCACCUCCCAUCACUCCUCUGACAAGUCGGGCGACAACGUCACCUUCCACGACGAUACAGUCAGUCUGAAUCCUGUCCUUAACGGCCGCGCCUUCCUCACUCCUCUCUACUCUGCCAUGGGUCUGCCUGCUACCAACCCCCAUAUUGUCACCCCUCAACACAUCUCAGAUGCUGUGGCUGCUGUUCCAGGCGUGUUCAUCCCAGGCGGUACAAAUGGCUCAGUCACUGCCCUCACCCCCAACUUCAGAGUGGGUAUGCACAGAUCAUCUUCUAUCGAUUACAACGUCUUUUUGGAGGGGAGCGCUUAUCUGGUGGUGCCCGAUGGAAAGGGCGGCGAAAGGCGAACUUUGGUUAAAGCUGGAGAGCUGGUGAUUCAGACAGGAACUCUGCAUGCUUGGGAAGCUGGAUCCGAUGGAGCGAAAUGGGUUACUGUAGUUGUAGCUGCUCUGCCUGUAGAGGCUGGGGGGAAGAUGCUGGAGGAUGUCGAUUUUUAGAUGCUUCGUACAUGUAUAAGGAGAUGACUCGUCACGAAAGAGGAUUCUGGGAUACCGGAAAUAGGUUGCCGAAAUAUCCGGAGGAGAUCGCCUGGUCGCACAAGCACCAUCGGUUCUUCUCGUUGUUUCUUUAAUUCCGU
Molecule: messenger RNA, 729 nt
Organism: Cryptococcus deneoformans JEC21
Lineage: Eukaryota; Fungi; Basidiomycota; Tremellomycetes; Tremellales; Cryptococcaceae
Exons: 1
Coding region: 50-589 (179 amino acids)
Source: RefSeq, a predicted model, not a curated record